AUGGCUGGGAAAGCUGCCGUCAAGCCGGUGAAAAAAUCGAAAGCAAGUAAAGAGCUGGAAGAGGACGUAGCGAACCUUCAUCAGCUUGAAGCCCAACACGGCAUACUGGGAAUAGUGCUGCUCCUGUUCUGUGGAACUGUUUCAAGCUAUCUCUGCACCCUACUCCCGGAUGGCCUAACGUCUGCCGACCUCGGUACCUACCCAACGGCGUUUAUUGCUGAACGGGCUUGGGAUAACUUGCAGGUACUAAACGAUUUCGGUCCCAAACCAACCGGUUCCGAGGCGAACGAGCUCCGUGCGGCUGACUAUAUCCGUCGAGAAUUGGAAAAAGUGAAAGCCACCGCACACUCUGCCCAGCAGCUAGAAACCCACCAUCAGACCGUAUCCGGCGCGUAUCCGAUUGCGUUCCAGGGUAACCCGUUAACGAGCGUCUACCGGAGAGCGCAAAACAUUGUGGCUAAGCUGGCCGGUCGAGAAGAUGGAAAUGCGCUGAUGCUAAACUGUCACUAUGAUACGGUGGCCAGCAGCCCGGGAGCGAGCGAUGAUGGAGGCAGCUGUGCGGUGAUGUUGGAGAUAGCGCGUGUCUUGUCCCGCGCUCCGGAACGUACCCGUCAUUCGAUCAUUUUCCUCUUCAACGGAGCUGAAGAGACGCCCUUACAAGCAGCCCAUGGUUUCGUUAGUCAGCAUCCGUGGGCCGAAGAAGUGAGGGCCUUUCUUAAUCUCGAAUCGGCCGGAUCGGGUGGCAAGGAGCAACUGUUUCAGAGUGGUCCACAACAUCCAUGGCUGGUAGCUGCUUAUGGACGUUCGGCGCGUCAUCCUGCUGCCCAGGCGUCCUCGGAGGAACUGUUUCAAUCAGGACUCAUUCCAUCCGAUACGGAUUUUCGCAUUUUCCGCGAUUUUGGCCACGUGCCAGGGAUGGAUUUUGCGCACACCAUCAACGGAUAUCGGUACCACACGCGAUUCGACAACAUCGACUAUCUGAGCCUUUCGGUACUACAGCGUACGGGCGACAACAUCCUCGCCUUAACACGGGAGAUCGUAAAUGGCGAUGAGUUGGCCAAGUUGAAGCACGAUCCGUCACAGUUGAGUGAAGGGAACAGUGUAUACUUUGAUUUUCUGGGGCUUUUCUUCUUCCAUUACUCGAUCGAGUCCGCGCGUUUGUUGAACUACGCAUUAUCGGUCUGCUCGGUUGUCCUUCCGUAUUGGCAGCUACUGAAACCAGUUCAGCGCGUUGGCGGUAAGCGAGACAUUGUCCGAGGGAUGGUGGUUGGGUUUGCGGGAACGGUUUGUGGUACUAUUGGUGGUGUGCUGGUUGUACUACUUAUCGCCAACCGGCUUGAUGCUUUCGGCCGAGCCAUGAGCUGGUUUUCGACUCCCUUUCUCAUUUUGGGCCUGUACGGUUGUCCCGUGAUGCUGAUGCAUUGCUUUGGCCAUCGUAUCGUUAACCACCUGUUUGAAAGAAAAGAGGCAACACUUACACUGAUGGAUACGGUUCGCUCACGUUUGCUUGGUGUUAACCUGUUCUGGGCGAUACUAAUCGUUAAACUGACGCUGCUCAACAUACGUAGUGCCUACGUAGUCGCCGUGCUUCUGGUUUGCUCCCUGCUCUCGACGCUUAUUACCUCGGUGCUAGGUUACCAGAGGAAUGUACACCGGUGGCUCGCGGUACAUCUUGGGUUUCAAGUAGUGGCCAUGCUGUGGUCCACCACCUUCUAUCACUUGAUGAUGAAACUGUUUGUGCCCAUCACCGGACGGAUUGGAGGAUCGGUGAAUCCGGAGUACCUGAUCGGAUUGCUAGUGGCAUUCGGUGGAUUACUGUGCAUCAGCUACCUCGUACCACUGAUCGGUUUACUUAAGCAGUCUUCAGAACUUACUGCACGGCUGACUGUCUUUGCGAUGAUAGCAUUUCUGCUCGCUUGCUGUACACAAGUUGGCUUCCCGUAUCGGGACGACAGUAGCAGCGAACCCUCGGUUCAGCGACACUACGUGACGCAUACGCUUCAGGUUGCAAACGAUAGCACCGGCCGCACAAUCGAAAGGUCCGGAUUUUUACUCCGUGAAAUGGAUCGCAACGCGCUGCGCCUCAUGCGUGGCGUGGCCAGUCCAUUGGAGGUUACGGCCAUGCGCCAGCUAGAGACCUGCAAAUCGAUGCCGUUCUGUGGCAUUCCAUUCUACUCUGUCUGGCACCAGAUUCGUUUCGAUAAUUACUGGUUGGAUGGACCCCCGCCGGCACUAGAGAAGGAAACCGUGCCAUCGUUUAUGCUCCAAAAAGUCGUUCAACUUUCGGACAACAGACGCCGGUAUACAUUCAACAUUGGCCACCGGUAUCAAACAUGUGUCCAAUCGGCCCUGGUUAUUAUGCCUAAGCCGGGAGUUCGGUUAGUAAAUUGGAAUCUUAUGGAAACCGUUACGGAACGGAUGGAAUUUAAUGGGCAGCGGGCGCACUUUGUUCUAAUCACCUACGGAUUGGCAGAUGAUGAGCUUUGGAAUGUCACAUUCGAUUUCGAAAGGGACGCUGGCUAUGAGAACAGCAACGACAAGCUAGUCGAGAUCAGCUGGAUUAACACAUUCUGGGAGUACAAAGAAAAACAUACGAUUGAUUUUAGCCAGCUCAUCGAAAAAUUCCCCGGGUGGGCCCAUGUCAUCCCGUCUGUGGCCGUGGUAAACGUUACAGAGUACUGAUAGAGAGUUUGUUAUGUUUAAUUUUAUUGUAAGCAACGUUUGGCC
Molecule: messenger RNA, 2727 nt
Organism: Anopheles cruzii
Lineage: Eukaryota; Metazoa; Arthropoda; Insecta; Diptera; Culicidae
Product: endoplasmic reticulum metallopeptidase 1-like
Exons: 4
Coding region: 1-2682 (893 amino acids)
Biological process (GO): proteolysis
Molecular function (GO): metalloexopeptidase activity
Source: RefSeq, a predicted model, not a curated record